This is a messenger RNA of Phytophthora sojae, 768 nucleotides long. RefSeq lists its product as hypothetical. The record is from RefSeq and is a predicted model, not a curated record. The transcript has a single exon. Bases 1 to 768 code for a protein of 255 amino acids. Lineage: Eukaryota; Oomycota; Peronosporomycetes; Peronosporales; Peronosporaceae.
AUGGCAGAGCACCUGAGGGGAGCGACUCAACGUCGAGACUUCCAAGAGCCCCUGCCUCCGUUGGACCAGCUCGAGAAGCUCUUCACCAACUACGAGGCAGACAUCCCUUUGGAUGACUUCCUCCACAAGAUCUGCGCGACCCGCCCGGAGACAACGCCAGUGGCGAAAUUUCCGCUUGUGAUCGACUCGAAAAACUUCUUUCAAGGGGUUGCAAUACCCAAGAUCAUGGAUUUAUUCCUUCGCGACAACGGCAACGAAUUGGUGGAGAAAUUGAUAAAGAAGCGUGUAUUUGGAACGCUUCAAAAGCGUUUCCAAGGUGGACUAAGUCUCCUCGUUCGCACGUCGGCGGACCAGGUAGCUCUUGUCGGGCAGCAAGUGAGCAUCAUGGGCACGAAAUUCCGUUUCACGAUGGAUUCCCCGCUUGCUCGCUGCUACUACCUGGAUGUGGCUGGUGUUAGCUCUCAGGAAGAAGCUAGCGCGAUACUACGCGCACUGGCUUUGAAGGGAGCUAAACCCGUCUACUUUCGACCGUGCGCCCUUGACAAAGCAUCGGGUCUGCUCAGCAACCUGGAGAUACUACUUUCCCGCGGAGGACGUACCGGAAUAUCUCGUUCGAGGUGGAGCAGUUCGAGCUCGUGUCUCCGUUGGUCAAAAAUCAUACCGAUGAUCUGGAAAGAAAGGCAUAGUAAGCGAUCUGCCCUUCUGCAGCUACCGUCCGCACCUUGUCCGAGUCCGCGGCUCUGCAGCGCCGGGGUCCUCGGCGGCUAG